AUGCCGCCACGACUUACAUAUAUUCAACCAAAGAGGCUAUUUCGUUCCACUGUAUCGCUACAUAGAAGCUCGUACAAGAAACAGUUGGCCAGAUUAGGUGAGGCACUACAAAGAGGAGGCAUCCUGAAACAAAAACCCAACCUGAACCCAGAAUCAGACCCCAAACUAGAUGAGGAGGAAACCGAGCCCAACUCAGCUCUAGCACGAUGUUCAUUAAAAUACAAAUCUGAACUCGGCGAGAGUUACUCGGCAAUAGUCCAAAUGAGCCGAGAAGACAUUGAUUUGCAAGCGAACUUGACAAAAGGGUCUCAGUGGGGUAGCGUGCUACCCCUACAUUUCAAAGAUAGGACGGCCGCAUACCGAAGUAUACCUCAUUCGUUUGAUGUGCUUACCACGCCGUGGGGAGAAAUCAAGCGUAUCUAUAAAACCUUCGAUGAAUUGGACCAUGACAAUACUUUCUUCCAUAAAGCUCUCGUCCAAAACAAAGCUCCUCCGUCCAGAAAUAGAGUGAGAGAACAGAAUGAUUUCUACCAGAGAUGUAAGCAGCUCCGUAGAGAUGAGCAGCCUCGGUCUCUUCUGACAGGAGAGCAGAUAACAAAAGCUUUAUACCCAUAUAACGUGAUGGGUUUCGACAGAAGUGCUAUGGGAUUCCCCCUUAGAGCAACACAAGCCGUCUAUGAGAAUGGCAAACCCAUUUAUCCAAAGGAAUUCAUAGAAGAUCUUUCAGAAAGCAGAGAAGGGCCCACGGUUUACUUAAACAAGAAGUAUGUGGGUCAGGUCGACGUUGAAGUUUUGAAAAAUACCAUCAAUCCUGACUAUUCUAGGCCUAAUCCUACCCGAGAGGCCCUUUUAUCGUUUGGAAAGCCAAUAUUUGUAGCUGAUGCGACACAAUACAGCGCUUUGGCUGCUUCUCGACAAUUGGAGGACACAAUCGAAAUUCAAAUUAAAGGACUUCUUAAUUACCUCGAUUCUCUCGGAACCGAGAAAACUAUGGGAGAAAUUUUGUCCUCUGAGUGGAAUGAGAUCUUCAAGAAUUUAAGCACAGGUAAACUUGGGCAAACUUUGGGAGACACAAACAUUACAGAGUUUGAUAAAAACAGCUUCAAUGAUUUUCACAAAGAUAUCUUUCUCAAAAGUGGAGAGUAUUUCUUGGCCUCAAAGCAUGAAGAAUUAUCGUACAGCGAUGGGCCUGUUUACAAGCACUACAUGAGUAGAUUUGCGUUGGUACCGUUCUUCGGAAUCAAUCUUGUAACCAGAAGGCAAUAUCACUUGCUCUAUCGCCAUCUCUUCAAGAUUUUCUUAGUCAAUUGCGAACCGCUGAUCCAAAUUUUGAUUCAAGGAAGGUACAAACUGGCAGAAGAUUUAAAUCUCUUCACGAGAAGGCUUUACGGGUGGAUUCAUAAUGUUAUCAUCCGAAAAAUUAUGCCCGUGGCAUUGAAACACAGGCGUCCACUAGCGGCAGGCUACAAUCUUUUGAUAUACAAGCCCUUGAAGACCAGUAGCUUUUCACGCCUUUACUGGAUACGAAAACCUCAGAGUCCACUUCACCACAAGUUUCAAACAUCUUCUCGGCGGGGCAGACAAAAAUUGAGAUUUUUGAAACGCCUUGAGAAACUAAAAUUUCGGUAG
This is a messenger RNA of Australozyma saopauloensis, 1629 nucleotides long. RefSeq lists its product as uncharacterized. NCBI's taxonomy places the organism in Eukaryota, Fungi, Ascomycota, Pichiomycetes, Serinales, Metschnikowiaceae. Bases 1 to 1629 code for a protein of 542 amino acids. The record is from RefSeq and is a predicted model, not a curated record. The transcript has a single exon.